Molecule: messenger RNA, 1460 nt
Organism: Aspergillus pseudonomiae
Lineage: Eukaryota; Fungi; Ascomycota; Eurotiomycetes; Eurotiales; Aspergillaceae
Product: acylglycerol lipase
Exons: 2
Coding region: 270-1166 (298 amino acids)
Cellular component (GO): membrane
Molecular function (GO): lipase activity
Source: RefSeq, a predicted model, not a curated record
UGCAGCUCCGCCUUUUCUAACUUUGUAUAAUAAAGUCCCUUUACUAGGUGGUUCAUAUUGAAAAGGUUGUCAAUGUUUUGGAUAGUUAGACUAAUCAGCUUCUGAAAUGGAGACAUAAAUAUAAGAUGCUGAGAAGCGUCGGAUAAUUUGGCAGGUGAAAGCCAAGAGACGAUCACUAAUCCAUCACGCGCCGAUCACAAGGAAAUCCAUAAAACCAUCCACCGUCUUCAAUCGCUUCCACCUUACACCUCCGUGCAAUAUCCUUCGCCAUGGCCGACAUCGACAUCACCGAGACCCAGUUCCAGCUCCCCGACGGAUUGUCCGUCUACCAGAAGACAUGGGCACCGAGUAGCGCUGCCCCCGUAGCGCGCCUGGUCCAUUUUCAUGGUUUUAGCGACCAUAUCAACAACACGUAUGAUCUGUUUCCAUUUCUCGCCCGCCGUGGGAUCUUCUGUACAGGAAUCGAUCAGCGCGGUUGGGGCCGGUCGGCCAAAACCAAGGCCGAUCGCGGGAAUACAGGCCCGACCGCUGUCGUUCUGGCCGAUCAUGCAGCAUUCAUCGAGGCCCAACUCGAAGCGACACCGUCUGUUCCCGUGUUCGUCAUGGGUCACUCAAUGGGCGGGGGAUUGGUCGCAACGUUAGCCUCUACGCCCAAGUAUCAAGAUCUUGUUUCCCGCCUGGGGGGGAUCAUGCUCGCGGCACCGUUUAUCGGUCUCGACGCAGAGCAGAAACCGAGCGUCAUCACUGUUGCUCUCGGUCGGCUGGCUGGUAAACUAUUGCCUCACUUCCAGCUUACCCAGCCGAUGAAGGCCGAAACGAUCGUGCGGGACCCGGCUGUGCAGCAAUCCCUGAAGGAUGACCCGCUCAACCCUUGUGUUGGCACGCUAGAGAUGUUUGCGAACAUGCUCGACCGUGCUGCCGAUUUGACUUCCGGCAAGUUGAAGCUGAAUGAUGGGGUUCGGUCGGUCUAUGUGGCCCAUGGCACGGGGGACCAGGUCACCAGUCACGAUGCGAGUAAGCACUGGUUUGAUGCACAGACCGGCAAGGUCGCAGACCGGAAGUUCAAGUCUUACGAAGGCUGGAGCCAUCUGCUUCAUGCGGACCUGCCGGAGAAUAGGCAAGAGUUUGCCGAUGAUAUUGCGGGAUGGAUUCUCGCACGAGUGUAGAUGUUUGGAUGUGCAGGCGGCGUCUUCGGUUUUAUAGCUAGGAAUUUAUUUAAUGGUUUUCAUGCAUGUAUUCCUCUUUCGAACAAUCGAUCAGAAGUUUUUCCUUUCUACUGAGUGUCCUCUGAUCCGCUACUAUGGUCCGAGAACAGUCCUUGCUGGUGUGGUGUAACUCUGAAGCACCCAGUAGGGUUUAUAUAUAUAUAACAAUGCAAGCCGCUGGCAUGGUAGAGUGGAUUGGCUGGUUCACGGCUCAAGCUGCAAAGAAGACACCAUGUACCAGUUAGAAAGGUCAAA